Molecule: messenger RNA, 963 nt
Organism: Blastomyces dermatitidis ER-3
Lineage: Eukaryota; Fungi; Ascomycota; Eurotiomycetes; Onygenales; Ajellomycetaceae
Exons: 4
Coding region: 1-963 (320 amino acids)
Molecular function (GO): oxidoreductase activity; molybdopterin cofactor binding
Source: RefSeq, a predicted model, not a curated record
AUGGAUUUCAGGAAUGAAGAUGGCGAGCCGUUCAUUCCGUACACGCAUUUUGAAGAGUGGCCAUGCAUAGCAGAAUAUCCCCAUGGCAAAGAACGUUUGUUCGAAGAUGUCAAAUUCUUCACAGACGCGCAAUACUGCGAGUCGUUCGGACAUGAUCUGGAGACCGGCGCGCCCUACACGGAACAACAGUACAUGGGAAUGAAUCCUGGAGGCAGAGCAAUUUUGAAAGCAGCUCACUACAAGCCACCCAUUGAAGUGACUGGACGCUCGAAGCGGCUUCAGGAUGCAAGACCCAGAGCCAGUCAUUCAUAUUUCUCGGGUGGACGCGAAAGCUUUACAUCUAGCGGACGGGGAGAUGUCGUUGGGCGGUCGCGCCGCGGCAGUGUUGAGUUAGCAGUCGCCAUCCGCGAUAUCGCCAAGGGACAUGUGUUCAUACCUUUCCAUUUUGACUACUUUGAUGCUAAGGACGACAGAGCUCGUGCGGCAAAUGAAUUAACUAUUGAGCAAUGGGACAUCAUCUCCAAGCAACAAAUGUUCAAGUCCGGAGCCGUCUGCAUCGAGAAAUGUGUCCAAAAGGAAGGCACUCGCAAACGGACCAAACAUGCCAAAGAAGAGCAGACCAGAGCAGUUGAGAAUAUCGAAAAGAACCAGGGUUCGGCCCAGCACGCGACGGAGCUUCCAUCACAACAACGCCUACGCUUCCCUGAGCGAUGGAUGGGCGUGACACACGAGGCACUAGAAAUGCUCAUAGAAAUGUACAGAGAUCUGAUUCCCCGACUCGUCCACGACCUGGAAGUCCAAUCAGGUCUUGGCGUCAUGUGUCAGAUCGUGAACCGAAGCCCUCCAAACCUUCCAGCCCCUGAUCGACAAAUAUCACGAGAACCGAGAAUAUGGGCGCUCCGUCGCACAGCGGCUUCGCGACGCCAUCUUCUUCCACAAGACUUAUACGAACGAUCCAUAUGA